AUGCCAGUUCCCGUCUCCUACUACCCCAAGCAGCCAGCGCACCCAGUAAUCAAGAUCAAUCAAUCUGCCGUCGCUGAGUCUCGCUCGUCUGGUUUCCAGCACUUGACGCACUCCCUGCCCCUGCCUCCCAGCGGGCCCCCGCCUUCGUUCGCCACGCGCGAGGAGUGGAUCAGUUCCCUGCCUUCCUGGAGGAGGAACAAGCCGCGCCGCAUUUGGGAGGAGGAUCUCGCGCACGCACAGGAUUCUUGUCAGGGUUUUGAAGAGGGGUUGACCGUUGCGGACAACGCGGCGGUCAUUAAAGGGGCGCCCGCGCAAGCUCGCAUCCCGCCCGUCUCUACCCUGCUAGCGAGUGCAGGGGCCGCUUCCCGCGCCACGGACAUGUACGCGCGCAGUCCCGAGGAGAUGAACAUGUACUUGGCCCGCAUCCACGGAUGGCCCUGUGACGGCGCUGCUCGCUCUACAAACGUAUCUCCAGCAGCCAGCGCAGAGUACGACGACAGGAUGAUGGAGGAUUAUCAGGACGCCCGCUAUCGAGACUACGAGAUGAACACCCCUGGCUCGUACGGCGAUGUCGGCUCUGCUGGUAUGUACGCCUCUGAGGAGUACGAACGGGGAGCGUUCAGCCCCGUCUUCGAAGAUAUGUCCCCUGACGGUGCACCCAUGGUCGAUCCCGCGUCGAGUCCGAUGGGCCCCAAUACCCCUUUCGCCGAUUACGUCGACAGCGCGUUCGCCGCGGAUCCAUUCGUUCCCUCGUAUGGGUGCUCUCAGCCCGUCAGCACGACCCGCGAGGUACGGUAUGCCUACCAAGACCAACAUUGCGGUGCUCAGUGCCAACAAUGCCAGACCUUUGCACAGGCCGAACAACCUAUGGCGCCACCAGCUCCCGAGCCCGUCGUCACGCCGACCGCCACGGCCGCUUACAAGAAAAUGGCUGAGCCGCUUUCUGAUUGGAUCGCGUCGUACGUAUGGAAGGUGUGCACAACGGGCUUGAGCCUGCCUCCGGACUAUGCGCAACCGACGGCGUUCAUCAAACACUACUCCAAUUCGCCUCCCAGUCAUCUGGCCAGUUCGACUCAUUCAAUGUUGCUUUCGACGUUGCUGCAGCCGUCGGCCAUUUUCUUGGCGCUGUGGUACAUUGUUCGCCUGCCUGUCUUCUUCGGCCCCGUCAACCUGGACAGCGAAAGACAUCGGAAGGAAAUCCGCUUCCGAGACGAACUGCUUGGCGAAGCGCACCUGAGCUUUGACAGAGACGCCAUUGAGUCCUACGCUCCGUUCCGUCUCAUCCUUCUUGGAUGUAUGCUAGCGAACAAGUGGUUGGACGAUCACACUUUUUCCAACAAGACAUGGCACACUAUCUCUAACGUUCCCGUGCAGUCUCUCAACAAGCUGGAGUCACUUGCGCUCGACAUCUUCCGCUAUGACUUGUCAAUCUCCACGCACGAGUGGACUGACUGGCUGUCGCACAUACACGAGUAUCAUACGUCUCUGCACUCUCCGGCAUGCCCUCAGCCUAUCUCGCGCCCUUCGUCGAGCCCUCACACUAUCACUCGCAAGGCGAUCGAGCGGCUCAUUCAAGUUGGCGUGGGUCGCGGUUGCUGCCAGGACGCUACGUGCACCAUGCCCCCGGAGCCGGUGUUCGCCGGUCUCGAGGAUGAGAAGAGGGAUCAGGCCGAUGCGCCGGUCUAUGAUGAAGAUGUACUGGAGAUUGACCUGGACGAGGAUGGACCUUUGCGAGAGGAGUAUCUGCCCCGGCGUCGCGUUAGCAGCGUGAGCUCUUCGCGGCGCGCCCAAGCUACCGAGAAGGUCGUCGAGCCUGAGAGGAUCCUGCCACCCCCUGCGAGGUGGAGUCCUGCUGCCGAUGAGCCCAUCAUGCGCGACGUCCGCAUCUCUAGGCAGUACGUGGCACCGCAGCCUAUGGGUCAUGUCCCUGCCAUCGUGCCUCCGCCCCCGCCGUUCCAUCAAGUACUGCAACCUCAGCAACCCACGUGGCCCUACGGUGGUUAUGGGCACAAGCAGGAGCAAAUGACCUCCGCUACGUACGCCCCGCCCCCUGUGUAUGCUCGGCCGUCACAUGUUGGCUUUGACUACGCGUACCCCGCUACGCAUGGUCACUCCCGCUCGCAGUCGCUGUCGUACAACCAGGCGGUCGGAGAUCACGCCCAGGGUCGUCAUCGUGCAUACUCGCAGACGAGGUACGAUCAGGGCUACAGCGACGUUCGCUUCUCCGAGAAUCACUUCGCUCUGCCGCUGCCUGCUCUGACACGUUGGAGCCCUGGCGCUGUAUAUCCCCCGUUCUACGACCGACCCUCCGAGUACCAGAGGCCGUUGAAGGUCUGA
Messenger RNA from Rhodofomes roseus, 2337 nucleotides. RefSeq lists its product as uncharacterized. Gene Ontology annotation, cellular component: cyclin-dependent protein kinase holoenzyme complex; nucleus. NCBI's taxonomy places the organism in Eukaryota, Fungi, Basidiomycota, Agaricomycetes, Polyporales, Fomitopsidaceae. The transcript has 3 exons. Gene Ontology annotation, biological process: regulation of cyclin-dependent protein serine/threonine kinase activity. Bases 1 to 2337 code for a protein of 778 amino acids. The record is from RefSeq and is a predicted model, not a curated record. Gene Ontology annotation, molecular function: cyclin-dependent protein serine/threonine kinase regulator activity; protein kinase binding.